AUGACUAAAGACACUCCUCUCGAAACUAGCAACAAACAUGAAGCAUACUUCAUACCAGCAAAUGUAAAUAAAUCAUUUACAACCACAGAGUUCCAGCAUAACUUUAAUCAAAAUGAAUCAGUUUCAUUUGCCAAUGAAACUCUCACAGCCAACUAUUUAACAGGGAAAAAAAUAUUGAACCAAUCAAUAAUACCGUCAGAUUCUAAUUUCAAGGCUUAUGUAACGCAGCAAGCUCAAGACAAUCAAGAAACAACUAAUAUCAAACUCACCAGCAUCACACCAAUCAAAACCAUCACGAAAUUAUACCUUAGUGAAAGAGAGGGAAAUGAAUACGUCCUUAUUGACGAAGUAAAGAAAUUCAAAGAAUUUCUUGAUCUCAAUAGCAUUAUACAUGGAUAA
Maudiozyma saulgeensis is the source of this 399-nucleotide messenger RNA. NCBI's taxonomy places the organism in Eukaryota, Fungi, Ascomycota, Saccharomycetes, Saccharomycetales, Saccharomycetaceae. The record is from the annotation of a GenBank genome assembly.